Messenger RNA from Fusarium keratoplasticum, 1557 nucleotides. Its product is annotated as MFS domain-containing protein. Gene Ontology annotation, biological process: transmembrane transport; carbohydrate transport. Gene Ontology annotation, molecular function: carbohydrate:proton symporter activity. The coding region runs from base 1 to 1557 and encodes 518 amino acids. NCBI's taxonomy places the organism in Eukaryota, Fungi, Ascomycota, Sordariomycetes, Hypocreales, Nectriaceae. Gene Ontology annotation, cellular component: membrane. The record is from RefSeq and is a predicted model, not a curated record. The transcript is spliced from 2 exons.
AUGGGUACUCCAAAAUUGGCCCUGCCUUUCAAAGGAUUGUUCAAUGGAAGACUCUUCUUUACAGCCGCGAUCCUCGCUCUAUCUCAGUUCAACUUUAGCUUCGAGGGAAGUGCAUUCACCAAUAUUCAAGCCAUGGAGCACUUUACCCAUCAGUUCGGCAAGACACAGCCGGAUGGUUCCGUUGUUCUUGAGCCGCAAUGGCUCUCCUUCUUCAACGGCUUCUCCAUUGUCGGUUUUGCUUGCGGUGUGAUUAUUGGAAAUCGACUCACCGACCGCUUCGGUCGACGCUUUACUGUUAGAGUCAUGUGCAUCUGGACCAUAAUCUGUACCACAGUUCUCCUCACGGCCCGCACCAGUGACCAGAUGCUCGCAGGAAGAGCUCUGAACUACCUAUACAUCGGCAUGGAGCUUGCUGUCAUCCCACUGUAUCAAGCCGAGAUCACACCACUACAAGCCCGAGGAGCCAUGGUUGCCUCGUAUAAUACCGCCUUGCUCACCGGUAUGCUCGUAAUGUCACUCGUCUGCUACGGAACAAGCGAGAUUCCAAGCAAGACCAGUUAUCUUCUGCCCAUUGGUCUCUUCUAUUGCAUCCCUGCAAUUGUUUUGGCAUGCACCUUUUGGAUGCCGGAGUCCCCACGCUGGCUUGUCCUGCGCGAGAGACAUGAAGAGGCACUGGAUGCGUUGAGGCUCUUUCGCGGAGGCAAGUUUUCCGAGGAGCAGAUCCAGGAAGAGCUGGCUUCGAUCCAAGCUGCUUGCGGGUCUCAGCAUUACAAGCCAACCGAAGCAAGUUUUGCCAAGCGCUGGCUGCAAAUCUGGAGCCGCAAGCAUAUCAAGCGUACGGGAAUCGUCCUCGCCACAAACUUCUUCCUCCACGGCACAGGCAAUGCCUUUGCGGGCAUGUACGGGACUCUCUUCUUCAGGUCCAUCGGCACCGUCAACCCCUUUGUCCUCUCGGUUGUCAACUCGAUUGUGGCUCUCGUCGUUUCCAUCAUGACGCUGUUCUUGGUUGACAUGAUCGGUCGACGCCCUCUCUUGCUAGGCGGCUCAUCUAUCCAGGCCUCGGCGCUUCUGAUCAUGGGAGGCCUGGGAAUGAUCUCGAACCCCAGUGUCACUGUCAAGGGCGGCAUCAUUGCCACGAUGAUGAUAUUCGGUGCUGGAUACUGUGCCUCAUGGGGCCAGUUGUCGCACACUAUUACCGCCGAGCUGCCCUCUGCCGAAGUCCGGGAUCUCACAUACGCGACUGGCUCGCUCCUUGCCAUCUCCACGCAGGCCGCCAUGACAUUUGGCCUUCCUUAUCUUCUGAACCCGCCUUACGCUGCUCUUGGACCUCGCGUUGGGUUCAUCUUUGGGAGCCUGGCAGCUGUCUCGGUGGGCUUUGCAUUUUUUUGUAUGCCCGAGUGUCAUGGCAAGAGUUUGGAGGAGAUUGACACACUAUUCAACAACAAGGUGCCUAUUCGGAAGUUGAAAAAAACUCAUGUUAAUCUGCUGGAGCAGUCUAAAGUUGGGGAGGCUACGGUUGACCACAAGGAGUUCAAGGUUGCAGAGGAGGCGGUUUAG